Suricata suricatta (meerkat) is the source of this 1483-nucleotide messenger RNA. It is a transcript of the gene COTL1, whose product is annotated as coactosin like F-actin binding protein 1. Bases 16 to 414 code for a protein of 132 amino acids. Gene Ontology annotation, molecular function: actin filament binding. Lineage: Eukaryota; Metazoa; Chordata; Mammalia; Carnivora; Herpestidae. The record is from RefSeq and is a predicted model, not a curated record. Gene Ontology annotation, biological process: regulation of actin filament polymerization. Gene Ontology annotation, cellular component: actin filament; plasma membrane; site of polarized growth. The transcript is spliced from 2 exons.
GGAUUAAAUGAGGGAAUGUUGGCCAGGUCGGGGUUGAGUGCCAGCCACGUUGUCCCGGUGCGCCCCGGCUCCCGGCCGCGCCCGGGAACACCGUUUCGGGACGCCGUAACUGAGCCCUGUGCCCUCUUCUUGCUGUUGCCGGCAGAUGACGUCCGGUUGUUUGCCUUCGUGCGCUUCACCACCGGGGACGCCAUGAGCAAGCGGUCCAAGUUCGCCCUCAUCACGUGGAUCGGCGAGAAUGUCAGCGGCCUGCAGCGAGCCAAAACCGGCACGGACAAGACGCUGGUGAAGGAGGUGGUGCAGAAUUUUGCUAAAGAGUUUGUGAUCAGCGAUCGGAAGGAGCUGGAGGAAGAUUUCAUCAAGAGCGAGCUCAAGAAGGCGGGAGGAGCCAAUUACGACGCCCAGACGGAGUAGCGCCAGCCCUGCCCCUGCCCCUCGAGAAGUCGUCCGCCCGCCCCGGGGGAGGGGACCGCGGCCUCAGCCACCAGCCCACCAGCCCACCGGGGACAGGGGCCGCAGUGAGGCACGCGCGUCCUGUGCCUGCCGCCCCUCCCCCGCGCCCCUCCCCGACCCGCUGCACCCUCUCUCCCGAUGCUCAUGGAACAUCUUUCUUUUGUCUCCUUUUCCUUUUCCCUCCUUUCUUGUUCUAAGGAAAAAUCAUUUUGAUGCCACGGCCACACACAUCAUCAGAUCUGAGGCGGCCCCGUGCGGUGACCACCUUUCCUAGCCUCUCUUAGUCUGUGGCCCUCCUGGCCUCUCCACCAUCACCGCGCGCUGCUUGGGGGGCUGGCCCCCCAUCCUGGUGUCCCGUGCGCCCGUCAGGGGGCCGCCUUGCGAGCACCCACGCUGAUCCCAUGUGUCAGGCUCGGACCCCCACCCCCGAGUGUGCUCCGGGGUCCCUCGCCUCUCCGUUCGGAGUCGCCUAAGCCGCCCAUGCUCAGCAGGGAGACCUCUAAGCCUGACUCGGCCCGAAGAGAAGAGAGAAAAUUUGCCUUAACAGUUGCCCGGCAGCGGCUCGCUCCGACCCUUCGGCUUGGAACCCCCUCUGCGCGGCGCGGGGUGGGGGCCGAGGUCCAAGCGCAGCUGUGAUGGGCCGUCUUUCAGGGUUCGCUUCGGGGGCUCCCAAAGUGCUGAGGACCCCGGGGAGGAGGCCGGGCUGCGGAGCGGGAAUUCAGGCAGAACCGGGGGCCAAUGCCUCGCUUCCGGGGGUCCCGCCGAGCCGCCGCCAGUGGGACAGACCCCCGCCCGCGUGCCACCAGGGAGCCAGCGGCGUGCCUCCCACGUCCACGCCACAGGUCCGCCGGGUUUCUGUUUCCAAAGGAAGAGGAGAUCGGCUUGGUUCUCAUGAGCAGUGUUCUGUUUCUUUUCUCCUUGCUCAUCUCACCUGGGGGUAGGAAGUCUGUGCUGAACGGGGGCUGCGAACCUCUGCCCUCAAACAGUUUGCAGAAAUAAAUGUGGUUCUUUUGUUUUUCAAAAAACAAAA